UACCCUUUACAGGGGAAUCAGUUCACUACCACAAAUGCACUAACAAAAAAGGCAUAUUCUAUGUGAAGAUUAAAGUAACUCGUGAUUUGCAUGGAAGGUGUUUGAUGGAAUGACUGAAAGAGAAUUUAAUGGAUUGUGGAAAAAUUUCAUCUUUUUGGAUGUAAAAGGAAUGUAAAAUGAGUACUGUAAAAGAUAAGCUAUGCUAUGCUGUAAGGGCCCAGAAAUGGGAAAACAUGAAGAAAUGUUCUUUUUUAUAAACCACAUUAAUGCAGCUUUUGCCUAAAUAAAGAAAGGCAUAAGCAUUUCUUGUUGAGUUAAUAUGGUAAUGUUCAUGUUUAUUUACAGGGUUUUCACUUGUCUUUUGCUGCUGUUAGUCAUUUUUGAGGUGGCUGUAGAACAAGCUACGCAAGGCCCUCUACGCAGAAUCUGUACAACAACUUUAUAUGAUGAAAAAUUGCCAAAUAUACCUCCUCUUGCGAAAGAAGAUGAGGAUGUCAUCAAUGAUCUGCUUGGGUGUUCUGGGGAAAGAUUAUCUCCAAGUUGUUAUAUUGAAUCAAAUUCCGUUACUUGCGAUUGUUAUCCUGAGGACCAUAAAAGAUGUCGAGUGGUGUACAUAGAUUUCUCCUAUAGUCAAUUACAAGGUGUGAUCCCUGCAAAGAUUGGAAACCUUCAAUAUUUAAAAACGCUAUAUUUGAAUGGAAACAAUUUGCGUGGAUACAUUCCUGAAUCAUUCAAAAAACUGGAUAAUCUGUCGGAAUUUUCUCUCUGUGAUAACUUAUUGGAAGGAGCCAUUCCACCUUUCUUUGGUCAGAUGUCGUCUGUAAAACAAAUAUAUUUGUGCAAAAAGUUGUUCAACCAAACAAUUCCUCCGGAAUUGGGUGCUCUCCCAUCGUUGGAAUAUUUAGACUUGGGUUAUAACUUCUUAUCAGGGAAAAUUCCGGCUGAGCGGGGAAAUAUUAAGAGCCUCAUUGGAUUGUACCUCUCUGAUAAUCAACUCUCGGAUGUACUCCCGGGCCAGCUUGGAAAUCUUGUGAAUCUUGAGGAGUUGAAAUUGCAGAACAAUGAAUUUAUUGGUUCAUUACCGGCGAGCUUCAAGAAUUUGAAUAAACUGACAUAUUUCAAUGUGCGAGGGAACAACCUCAAUGGAGCAAUCCCAGAUAUUUUCGAGCAGUGGCAAGACCUUCAUAUCAUGAAUCUGAUGGGGAAUAAUUUUUCUGCACCAUUGCAUGGCCAAUUCUCAAAGCUGAAGAGUCUAACAGAACUGCAUAUCAGUAACUUAAUUGGAGGAAGCUCGUCGUUUCCAGAUUUAUCUGGAACAAAAUUUUUGAGACUUUUGACAUUGAGGAAUUGUUCAAUAGCUGACCGCAUCCCCGUUGGACUAUGGAAUUUACCUGGCCUACAGUAUCUGGACUUGAGUUUCAAUAGUUUGUUUGGUGCAAUUCCAGAAGUUGUUGACAACUCACUGGUUUAUAUAUAUCUAAGAAAAAAUAAUCUCAAUGAGACAAUUCCAGCUUGGAUGAAUGCUAAUUCAUACGUGGAUGUUUCUGAAAACCUUUUCAGAGAUGUGAGCAUUAACCCCGGGCAGACGCUAAACCCUGACUUGAAUCUGUUCAAGUGCUGCUCCAACGAAAAGGAUAAGGUUGCAAAGCAGGACCAAGUUGAUUUCGAUUGUAAGAAUGGAACUCAGUUUUAUGACCGUUUGUAUAUAAACUGCGGUGGUGAGUCUGUAUCAGUUAACGGAAGAGUUUAUGAAGCUGAUGUAAAUCCACGUGGUGAAUCAACUUUCUUCAGUAGAUCAAAUUGGGGCUAUAGUAGUAUGGGAAGCUUCUUAUGGGCAAGUCGUAAUGAGUACAUUCUAUAUGAUUGCCAAAUCCAAGCUGGUGAUGCACAAUUGUAUAGCUCAGCACGUUUAUCCCCAAUAUCCUUGAAAUAUUAUGGAUUUUGUUUGAAAAGUGGUGUGUACGACGUGAAGCUUCACUUUGCUGAAAUAUCUAGUAGCGAGAAUAAAGUUUCGCAUAGCAAAGCAGGACGUCUGUUUGAUGUAGAUAUCCAGAUAAUAUUUAUGCAGGGGGAAAAUGUGCUGAGAAACUUCAACAUAGAAAAGGACGCGGGAGGUGUGAAUAUGGCUAUAACAAAGGAAUUUACUUGUGUGCUGAAUAACAGUCUGGAGAUUCACUUAUACUGGUCUGGAAAAGGAUCUGUCUUAUACCGAUCAGAGUACUAUGGGCCCCUUAUAUCCGCAAUUACAGUAACUCCAGCUCGUGAAUCAAAUCUGUCCACUGGAGCGCUUGCUGGAAUUUCAGUAUUUGCAUUACUUCUUCUAACUACAUUAUUCAUAGUUUUUUCCUGGAGAUUCAAAGACAUAUGGCAGGGAGAGCUAGAACUUGUUGAAUUGUACCCUGGAGGGCUUUACAACUAUCAGAAAAUUAAAGCUGCCACAAAGAAUUUUGAUACUGCGAACCGGAUUGGUGAGGGGGGUUUUGGGACAGUCUAUAAGGGCACACUUUCAAAUGGGAUUGCCGUCGCAGUUAAAAAGCUUUCAAGAACAAAAGAAGGAAUGUGGGAGUUUGUGGAAAAGAGUCGUGCAAUUGCUGGCAUGAAACAUCCGAAUCUUGUAACACUAAUGGGAUGCUGUCUAGGAAACAACCAACUUCUGCUUAUCUAUGAGUACAUUGGAACCAACACUCUUGAAGAUGCAUUAUUUGGUCAUACACAGCGCCAAAAGUUAAAGAUCGCCCCUUAGAAGUGAGCGCGGAUGUGUAUAGCUUUGGAGUUGUCACACUUAUAAUUGUCAGAGGAAUGAAAAUCAAGAACCCGAGGCCAGGUGGUGAGACUGAAUACCUCGUGGAUGAGGUGACUGAAACUCAACCAACUCCAAUAGUUAUGUACAUUACUUUAGGAAACUAGAGAAAGUUAUUGGCUUUAAUCGAUUACUAUAGGCACAAAAAAAGGAUCAGAGGGGAACUUUAAUGGAACUCGUUGAUCGUAAUCUGAUGAGCUAUGACUGGGAAGAAACAGAGAUGAUUCUACAAUUAGCAAUCCAAUGCAUAGAUUCUCCGUCAGUCAGACCAACCAUGUCUAAAAUCGUGAAGAUUUUAAAGAAAGAACCCUUAAUCGAGACCAUUUUGAUCAAACCAGAGGAUUUUUAAUUUCUCCAUGUAGCAGACUCAAAUGUGCUUCUCGUGACCACUACAAUAUCCCGGCAAAGAAGGUUGAGAAAUCAUGUCUUCACAGAGAGAGAAAAAGUAAAGGAGUACCGUAUUUGCUUUAACAAUGCGCUUGACCAGGGGCGGAGCUAGAACCCAAGUGGUAUGUUUGUCCUAAAUCUUGUAUUUGUGUUAUGAGAUUCACUGAAUAUGUACAUAUUUUAAAUUUAGAAUCCGGUUAUUAGCACUUGAAGUUAUUAUUGUAAAUUCAGAAGUCAUAAAAUUCAAAUGCUAGAUACGCCUCGGUGCUUUGACUAGUGUGCAAGGAUUUGAUAUUUAAGGGGCUUGCCAGGUUAUGUA
Capsicum annuum is the source of this 3506-nucleotide messenger RNA. Its product is annotated as probable LRR receptor-like serine/threonine-protein kinase At1g53420. The transcript is spliced from 24 exons. Bases 320 to 2743 code for a protein of 807 amino acids. The record is from RefSeq and is a predicted model, not a curated record. Gene Ontology annotation, biological process: protein phosphorylation. Lineage: Eukaryota; Viridiplantae; Streptophyta; Magnoliopsida; Solanales; Solanaceae. Gene Ontology annotation, molecular function: protein kinase activity; protein binding; ATP binding.